Messenger RNA from Diachasma alloeum, 5226 nucleotides. It is a transcript of the gene Pde6, whose product is annotated as cGMP-specific 3',5'-cyclic phosphodiesterase. Gene Ontology annotation, molecular function: protein binding; 3',5'-cyclic-nucleotide phosphodiesterase activity. NCBI's taxonomy places the organism in Eukaryota, Metazoa, Arthropoda, Insecta, Hymenoptera, Braconidae. Gene Ontology annotation, biological process: signal transduction. The record is from RefSeq and is a predicted model, not a curated record.
AAUUUUUCGAAAGAAUUUCUCUCCGUGUAGAUUUGAAGAUAUUUAUCAAGAAUGUACUAUCAAGUAGAGUUGGCUUAUCUGGUUCUGCUUGGCUAUUGAAUAUUCCACUUGAAUUUAUUUCCUGAUUAUUCCUGUGAUAAGCUCGAGGGGCUGUUGUUUACCAUGUCGAGUAGUUUAAGAGAAACAUCAAGUGGGGGUGGAAGUUAAUUGGGGGAAAAAGGGCGUGAGGUAACUCGGGGGGGAGAUUGUUUGAUUUCACUUCUUUGUGGUUAACUUGUUUAUUCUUUUACUCAAUUUCUGGAUGUUUGACAAGGUCGAGCCCCGAGGUACACAAGAGAUCAAAGGUCUUGAUCGUACUCAUAUAAUAUCACGUUUUCAAGUGGAUUAUCCGAUGGGCAGAUGAUAUGGAAACCGAGGGUGAAGAGGACCUGCCAGCAGAAACGGAUUACAAGAUAAAUCACAAUAAUAAUUUAAGUACAAAUACAUUAAUAAUGAAAAUCUCAACGAUCCCACGUUCGCCAGAGGCGUCUAAGAAAAAAGAGUGUAAACUGGUGCAGUCAUCGAGCGAUAAACCAGCGUCACUGGAUUGUCCAGGUCCCGGUACAUCGGAGACUCAAUCCGAUCAAAUAAAAAUUGAAUCAAAAAUAACUUUAAGUGGGAGUAUCAAGACUGACAUUAAGGAGGGUAGUGAACUGCUGAAACUGACCAAGAAUAAAAGAAUUCCGUGUCCCGAUACUAUCCAUGAAUUUGAGGAAGACAGUGGCCUCACUAUGGAGCGAGUUGGCAAGUACUUGGAGACCAAUCCGUCGGUGGUUGAAGCAUGGCUGAGAGACAAGGCAAGCCCCGAGUUGAAGAUGAGACUCUUGAACACGAAUCUCCAACCAAAAACUGCGACCCUCAGUCUGCGACCGCCCCCCGACGAGACACCAAUGGUUCGCCCCAAGCGUAACAGCAUCACCUCAGACCUCUUCCAGUCCUGGCUAGCCUCCAGCUCCCCAAAACGCAGCAAAAGCCCGAGCAGGUUGCCCCUGUCUAUUUCGGGACGUCGAGCGGAGUUGAAUCAACUGGACGAGGGUGAACUCUUCAUGGAGCUCAUAAGAGACGUUGCCAAUGAGCUGGACAUCAAUGUUUUGUGCCACAAAAUUCUUGUCAACGUGGGACUAUUGACGCAUGCGGACAGAGGCAGUUUAUUUCUCGCUAAAGGUCCCCCUGAGGAUCGUUAUCUCGUUGCGAAACUCUUUGACGUUACUCAAGAAACUGAACUUGAGGAGGCGGUACAGAGAGCCAAGAAUGAGGAGAUUAGAAUACCUUUUGGGAUCGGCAUUGCCGGUUAUGUUGCUCAGACUAAGGAGAUUAUCAAUAUCAAGGAUGCAUAUGAGGAUCCUAGGUUCAAUAGUUCCAUCGAUAUGAGGACUGGGUACAAGACUACUCUCAUUCUGUCGAUGCCCAUUUGUAAUUACGAGGGGGAUGUCAUUGGGGUUGCUCAAAUUAUCAAUAAAACUAAUGGUAGCAACGAAUUCACGGAGAGGGAUGUCGAAGUUUUCCAAAGGUACCUGACUUUCUGUGGAAUUGGGAUCCAAAAUGCCCAACUGUUUGAGCUAUCUGUCCUAGAGUACAGGAGAAAUCAAAUUCUACUUAAUCUAGCGAGAAGUAUAUUUGAGGAUCAGAAUAAUCUCGAGUGUCUUGUGACGAAAAUCAUGACUGAAGCCAAGGAGUUGCUCAAGUGCGAGAGAUGUGCAGUGUACCUGCUCGAUCUGGACUGUGGCGAGGCCGGGCAUCUUGAGAAAAUCGUUGAGAGGCCCGGCAAGUCCAUCCAAGAGGACCGGAAGCCAUUAUCAAGGAGAGAAAGCAAUAAUAUUGAUAUGGAGGAUAUAUUCCUAAGUCAUAGUACGAGUGAUGGGAGCGCAAAGUUUACCAUGGUUUUCAAGAUGGAAAAUGGAACGCAGGAAGCUCAAGUCAGCCGUCCAAGCACCAAUGAUCUUUCCAGUCCGUUGGGUAAAAUAGCGAAGUAUGUUGCGAGCACGGGACAAAUUCUCAAUAUUGGAGAUGUUGCUGUAUGGCUCAAGAGGGAGGUUUUGGAUACAGGAAAGGAUCCCAUCAGGAGUAUUCUCUGCAUGCCCAUUGUUAAUGGCCAGAGGAGUGUUAUUGGAGUGGCUCAGCUCAUUAAUAAGGACAAUGGAAGUUCAUUUACCGACUCGGACGUCUCAAUAUUCGAGGCUUUUGCUAUAUUCUGCGGUCUUGGAAUUCACAAUACUCAGAUGUACGAGUCAGCCUGCAAGCUAAUGGCUAAACAAAAAGUAGCACUUGAAUGCCUGAGUUAUCACGCUACUGCCAGCAAUGAUGAUGCUCUCCGACUCACCACUGAUGUCAUUCCAUCCGCUGAGAAAUACAAUUUGUACAGUUUCACAUUCAUUGAUUUUGAUCUCACUGACGAGGACACUUGUCGCGCUACUGUCCGAAUGUUUAAGGCGUGCAAUCUCAUUCAGAGGUUCCACAUACCUUACGAUGUUCUUUGCCGAUGGAUUUUGAGUGUGAAGAAGAAUUAUCGACCCGUAAAGUAUCACAAUUGGAGGCACGCUCUAAACGUAGCUCAAACCAUGUUCGCAAUGCUGAAGACUGGAAAAAUGGAGCAAUUCAUGACAGACCUGGAGAUACUAGGUCUCCUCGUAGCUUGUUUAUGCCACGAUCUCGACCACCGUGGCACAAAUAACGCAUUCCAAACAAAGACCGAGUCACCCCUGGCAAUUCUCUACUCAACGAGCACCAUGGAGCACCACCACUUCGACCAGUGUGUGAUGAUCCUCAACUCGGACAGCAAUAACAUCUUCCAGACCCUCUCCAUGGAGGACUACCGACGAGUGAUGAAAGUGGUGGAGAGUGCAAUUUUAUCGACGGACCUCGCUGUCUACUUCAAGAAGAAGAACAACUUUAUGGAGCUAAUCGACGAAGGCGAGUUCGAUUGGCAGAGUGAGGAGAAGAAAGAGCUUCUCUGUGGUAUGAUGAUGACCGCCUGUGAUGUGAGCGCCAUAGCAAAACCGUGGGAGGUGCAGCAUCGAGUGGCAAAACUCGUAGCUGACGAAUUUUUCGAUCAAGGAGACUUGGAGAAGCUUCAACUUAAUCAACAGCCAGUCGCCAUGAUGGAUCGCGAACGACGGGAUGAGUUACCGCAGAUGCAAGUUGGAUUUAUCGACGUCAUUUGUCUACCCCUGUACAAAGUUAUGUCUGAGACAUUUCCCUGGAUAAUGCCACUUUACGAGGGAACAGCUGAGAACCGAAAACACUGGCAGGAUCUUGCUGAGAAGGUUGAGAUGGGCCUGACGUGGAUCGACAGGGAUACUAUUGAGGAGCCAGUCGAGGAGUUUGUCUCACAAGAGCCCAAGGACAUUGAGUUUACAGUAACGACAUUGAAUUGUGCGCAGGAGAAGAAGGAUACAUCUGGACCUGCCAAAGCAUCAGACUUCCCGAAAAGUGCGCUGGGAAGGUUUGCGUCGUUGAGAAAGGGCGGACGAUCGAUUGGUAAAGGUGUCAGGCAUCGACUGAGUAGGUCACUCUAUGCUAGAAGUGGCUCGGAGGACACGGGAAAGGCUAAGGUACUGUUGCCAGAGAGAAAGAAUAAAAAUAAACUUUGUCUGCUCAUUUGACGGCUCACGAGUUCGAGCACUCUGGAGAGCAUUCCCGAGUGACUGCGAAACUAGUUGCCAUAAUGAACACUUGGAGGAUGACCUUUUUCCACUGAUUACGGAUAAUUGUACAGCUUUCCGCUGGGAUUGUAGAGGGGAAUGAGAAGAGACACAUUGAUUAGAGAUGCAAUUUUAGGCUCUGGAUAGUCGAAUUUAAUGCCUCGAGUAGGCUUUGAUAGGCCUCUCAGUAGGAUUUUGCGAGUGGGGAUCAGUGGGGUAUUGACAAUCUCUUUUUUUUGUAUAAAUACGAAAAUCCAAUAUUCAUGGUCAAUGUGGAGUUCGGGGGAUUGUUUGCAAGGGAUUUUAUCGGGCCUGCACUGGUAGAAUGAUUCAUUUAUUGUGAAUGAGGUUCGUUAACUAUUAACCCUUGGUUACUCGCGUGAAACUGCCCGACGUUGUUACUCGCAUCGCGGCGCUGUAAUGUAAAUCUGAGCGCGCCGUUGCCACAAUUCAUUCGGGGAGUGGACUCGCUGAUCUUCCGGCAGCCACAAGUAUGGCAACGCCGUGUGAAAUGUAUGCAUGACACGAUCAGUCGUGUCGCAUGGCGCCGUAUUUUUUAUUUCCAGUUAGCACAGUUAGCAAUGAAUUUUCGCUAAUCAGGGGCUUUGGCCGUGGUUAGAAAUGGCAGAAUAUGCUUUUAGAUAAAAUCAGUGAGGCAUACAAUUCGUUUCUUAUUUUUUAAUGAGUUUUUUUUGGAAGUUAUACUAAACAAUAGAAUUUCACCAGCGCCUUGCCGCGGAUCCGAGUAACGAAGGGUUAACAAGUAGCAAAGUUGACUGUGGCCGAAUGCAUAUUUCUUAAUAAUUAACAAGCCAUGAGUAGUCGCGAUGAAACGUUCGGUUAAUUGUAAAAAAUAGUGUUUAUUCAUAGUCCACGAAUCGAUUUGUUAACUAUAAGUCGAUCCUUCUAUCAGUGUGGUUAUUGAAAGAUAUAUGACUUUGGUGUAUUAUAGAGUGUAUUUAGUGUGUACACAUUUUUGCGAUCUCACGAGUUUUCAAGUGACAGAUUAAUUAAGGAUUAACGAUAAGAUGGAUUAAUUAAUAAUACAUGUGAGAUUGAAUGCGUGUCAUCGGUGUUUCUCUGACUCUGUCCAAAAUUUUUUUUUUCAAUGCUCAGACAAGAGGCACGUUACUUCGGCUCACUGAUUGUUAUAGAUCAUGAAGGCAGAAUGUCGAUCUCUAAGAUGUAGUCAAUUUAGUGAAAAUACCUUCUAAAAUAUUGAGGAGAAUAUUGUCGAUCAUUAUUCUUCGAUUCUUCGUCCUUCCAAGUGGCAUCGAGAUAAAGAAUUGGGGCUCUUGUGUCGAUGACAUUGAUUUUAUUCUAACAGAAAGGGAUUAACUUGACAAGUAAGAUAAGGAUAAUAAAAAUGGUUUCUAGUCUUUUGAUAUAAGUAGGGAAUUAAAGUGAGUAAAUAAAUGAGGAGAAUGUACUGUCAUAACUGCAUGAGAUAACAAUAAAUUUUGAUGUACCAAAAUUACAAAUGAAAAUCCAUAAGAGAGGGAGAGAGAAAUAAAAAAAGAUAUGAGCAAAGUGGAGAAAUAACGAA